Molecule: messenger RNA, 2575 nt
Organism: Notothenia coriiceps (black rockcod)
Lineage: Eukaryota; Metazoa; Chordata; Actinopteri; Perciformes; Nototheniidae
Product: usherin
Exons: 5
Coding region: 27-527 (166 amino acids)
Source: RefSeq, a predicted model, not a curated record
UCCGAGAGCUGUGGUUCAUCGUGGUGAUGGCAGCCGUCGCCCUGCUGCUGCUCGCCAUCGUGCUGGGGGUCACGCUCCAUAAGGCCCUGAACAAGCCCCCCUUCACCAGAGAGAGACCCCCGCUGGUGUCCCUGCCCCUUCAGAAGAGGAGGAACCCCAUAGCUGUUUAUCCUGCCAGCAACUCUGUUUUUUUUGACGCUGUGCCUGACACAGCAGGCUUCUCCAACAGUGUAACACUGAAAGGCUUCACCAUGAAGUUAGAGGAAGUGCUGGAGGUUAAAUGUGAGCCCAUGGAUGAGGAGGCACCUCAGGGUGAGCUGGGGAUCCUCAGCGUGAACUCCCUGAGGCGCAGCGUCAGCCAGGUGAUGGACGGGAAGUCCCUCACAGGGGACGACGACACGUGGGACCCAAACAUAUCCGGCCAUGACAGUGGGAUGUUCAUGGACGAUGAGGAAUUUGUUGACACUGUCAAAGGUUUCAGCACGGUGAGGAAGGAGCACACCAUGUUCACUGACACCAACCUGUGACCCGGGCUGACCUUUGACCCCUGACAGGACACAACCAGUCAAAGUGUCACUGUGCCUGCUAGAUAGCUGUAAACGGUUCAGAAUCCGGUUCAGACACAGUUCGAGGUGGAGUUCCUUUUUUCCGGAAAUGAGAAAUGCAGAUAAAAAAGACUCAUGACAAAUCACUGGAGUAACUGUGGCAACUGGGAGGAGAAAGGAAGCGAGGAUGAGACAGUCCUGAUAUUUUAGAGCAAAGCUGGUCGAGAGGAAGCAGCUGCUUUUGCUUAGGAUAUAAACUGUGAGCACACAUUAGGAAAUAGAAAAAGCAAAGAUACUGUAUAUAGACGCAGAAGGACAUUCUGUUUAAUCUAUUUCAGAUUGUUUGGAGGGGGACGUACUUAUUUUACAGACACAUUCAUUUGCAAAAAGCUCUAUUUUUUGGUUAGUGAAAAAGCAAAACAUGUCUGUGAACCAGAGGAAACUUUAAUUAAUCAAAAUUAUUUAUUAUAAUUAUUUUUGAUUAAAACAACUGUAACUGGGUUCAUGUCACCAUUGUCACUGUAUCAGCUGAUAUUAAGCAUUCCUUUAUAGGAUGAGAAAAUGUUCCCUGAGAUAAUUUAUAAAGGAAUAAUAAGAUAAUCAUUUUACACAAACACACAGUAAGCUGAAACCACAGUGUUCACAUAUUCAUUUAUUUUCAAUUGAGUUGCAAUGCAAUGUGGGCACAAAACACUUGUACCAUUACAGUCAAUAAUAUGGUAACAAAACUGAACAUUUACAUAAUAAAUUAAUAUACUGCAGUACCACAUGAGACGGUAAACAUAAAACCUCCAAUCGGGGAAUUAUAUUGCAUUAAAACAAAAAGGAUAUGGUUUAAUGUACAAAAAUGUUUAGGCAUUUACAAAGGCAGCCUUUUUCCGUUUGCUUGUUCUGUCGUGCAUGUAUAAAUAUAGAUCUCUAAAUUGUAGUUACACUGAUAUGUCCGCUAACAGAUUUAUGGCCUGAGAUGGGAUCCAGAGCCUCCAGUGACUUUCCGUUUCGUUAUAAAAUGAAAGGUUAUUUAAGCUUUUUAAAAGACAAGGAUCAACAAUUUUUUGUAUAAAUGCCCUUUUUCGAUAUCUUCUAAAUAGUUUGAAUUAAUGCUUUAUGCAUUCAAUUUUUGACAUGCACUUGUCCCUUUAGUGUGAUCGUUAUACCUCUGUAAACAAAUUAACCAUUCUUAGAAAUGUGUGUGCAGCAGUAAAGUGCUUGUAGCACAUGCUAGGGUAAAAAUGUGUACAAAGCUGGGAACAGCAGAAACAACAGUCACAUAUAAAUAGUUAAAUAUAGCACUGCAAGCUUUUGUUUUCUUUUACAAAAGAUAAAAAUGGACCCCUCGAAUUUCAGCAACCGGUUGUGCACUCUUCCCAAAUGUUUGCUAACUUUAUCACACCCCUUCGUCAUCUUCCUACACCAUUUUCACCUGGAAGCAUGCAUGAGAAACAUGCUUAAGAAUGUUUAAACCAGUGAAGUAAAUUCCUUUUUUCAUAACAGUUUCACCUUUUCCUACAAAGUUUAGAUGCGUUAUCGUCGCUAAACUGCUACACCAAGUGGAUGCUACUGAGCCGCUUAAAUGCUAGCUACACCUACCACUACUACUAAUAUCAUUACUAAGCUUAUUCUAGGACUAAAUUAAGUGACAAAUCACGACAUUAUCAACAUCUGUAAUGUUAACCUGGUUUAGUCAAGAUAAUUAACUCCACUGGCUCAUCCAGGUAUCAUUUGUAGAUAGAAGUGCAGCAGAGUCUAGCUAAUAUACCUGUUGCCAAAACAUUACAAAGACUCAGGAAUGUUAGUACCUUUCAGAGGAAGAUUUUAAACUAGUAACACUGAUGAUCGUACCUGAGAGCUAGACUGGACCUGAUGUUGACGCUGGGUGGUGCACCGGUAGUAGCUGGUUAUCUGAACGUUAGCGUAGCGACACAUACGCUGUGCUAGUUGGCGGUACAAGGUUUUAAAGGGGCGCUCCAGUGAUUAAGUAUGGCACUUUUCUAAUGAUGGUAGACUUGCAAUAGACACAAAAAUAAGAG